AUGGGCAUCCAGCGUCUACUCCAGUCAGGCUUUGGUGGAUUCCAGAGCGCUCUUCAGAAGACUUACCAGAAGAUUCUUAGAGAGAAGGAAAGUGCCCUGGAGGCAAAGUAUCAAGCCAUGGAGAGAGCUGCCACCUUUGAGCACGACAGAGACAAGGUCAAACGGCAGUUUAAGAUAUUCCGGGAGACUAAAGAAAAGGAAAUUCAGGAUUUGCUGCGGGCAAAACGAGAUCUGGAGUCAAAACUUCAGCAGCUGCAGGCUCAAGGCAUUCAGAUUUAUGAUCCAGCAGACUCGGAUUCAGACGACAACGGCACCACUGUCACCACUGCAGGAACUCAGUGUGAGUACUGGAGUGGUGGAGUGUUGGGCAGCGAGCCGUCCUUGGGCAGUAUGAUGCAGUUACAGCAGACACACAGGGGUCCAGAAUUCGCUCACAGUCUCAUCGACGUGGAGGGGCCGUUUGCCAAUGUCAGCAGAGAUGAUUGGGAUGCAGCUGUAGCCAGUCUGCUGCAAGUUUCUCCUCGCGUCUCUCAGGCUCUGUGGAGUAACACAAUCCGCUGCUACCUCAUAUACACACAGGAGACCAGAGCGGAGAUGCAGACCUUUAUACAGACUCAUUCUUUGAGGCUGCAGAGGUUUUGUGAGGGUUUGGGUCAUUUCUACCUGAACGUGUCAUUUCCUGAGGAGAAAGCUGCUCUGUAUGCUGCUGAACGCAGGCAGGAGAUCGAGAGGAGCUCUGUGUGUGUGCUGCUACUCAAGUCCUCAGUGUCCAGUUGUGUUGUGGAGGAUGUGGAGGAAGCAUUUGUGAAAACCCCAGACUCUCGGCCUCUCUUGCUGUAUUUGCGAACUGGUGACAGAAAAGGAGAAAAGGAAGAGGUGUCCACCCUCAGUCCAUCCACUAGAGACUUGCUGGAGAGAGUUAACAAAGCUGACAAGAGUGCCAAACUUAAAGUAGUGGAUUAUGCAGGGUCUGUAGAGGAUGGAGCUGCUCUUAUCUUCACUCAACUUGAAAGAAUUAUCAAACAGGAGUUGUUGGGAUUGGAGUUAGAAGAGAGUGGAGGUGUGGAGGAGAGAGAAGAGGAAGACUCUGGUGAUAUGCUGUGGGACCUUCAUGAUGAGCAGGAGCAGAUUGAGGCGUUCCAGCAGGCUUGCAGCGCUGCUUCCAGAUUCAGCUUCCAGAAGUAUGUUGACCAACUCAAUGACAUGGUAGCCGCCCCUCCACCCACCCCACCACUGCUGGUAUCUGGUGCACCUGGAUCGGGCAAAUCACUUUUGCUCGCUAAAUGGAUAGAGUUACAGCAGAAACACUCUCCCAACACCCUCAUUCUGUAUCACUUCACAGGACAUCCUCUCUCUACCAGCACAGAUCCAGUGCUCAUCAUUAAGCGCCUCACAGUGAAGCUGCUCCAGCAUUUCUGGUCUAUUUCCGGCCUCUCGAUGGACCCUUCUAAGAUACUCGAGGAGUUCCCACGCUGGCUAGAGCGGCUGUCUGCACGUCACCACGGCAACAUCAUAAUCAUCAUUGACUCCAUUGACCAAAUACAGAAUGCUGAGCGGCACAUGAAGUGGCUGAUUGAUCCUCUUCCUGCUAAUGUGAGAGUGCUGGUGUCAGUUAACGUGGAGACCUGCCCACAGGCAUGGAGAUUGUGGCCCACGCUGCACCUGGACCCACUCAAUCCCAGAGAGGUGAAGAGUGUCAUCAGCACAGAAUGUGUGAACAGCGAUAUCAAACUCACCAAAGAUCAGGAAAAGAAGUUGGAGAGACAUUGCCGUUCAGCUGCAACAUGCAACGCGCUCUAUAUCACACUACUAGCAAGACUCAUUACACAAUCCAGAUCCUCCUGGACAUUGGAGAGGACUCUACAGCAGUGUGCGUUGUGUCAAGAUACAAUAUCACUAUACAGACUGGGCCUGAAGGUUGUGCUAGACUCACUCGGCACUGAUCAGGAAAAGCACAUCAUGAAAGAGCUAUUGUGCCUGGUAUGUGCCAGUCACAACGGCAUCAGUGAAUCAGAGGCUUUGGAGCUGUUCCCAGACCUGAGUUUUCCUGCUCUCACCUCACUGCUCCACAAUCUGGAGAGACUCCUCAUCAUUACCUACACCUGUGGUCUCAUUCGCUUUCAGCACCCACAGGCAUGUGAAGCGGUCAACCAAGAGUUUCUGGAUGGGGGCAAAUGUCAUGGAUCCUACAGAGAGAAAAUCAUUCGGUUCUUCAGUGAACAGCUGAAGCAAGACAGAGUGACGUGGAGGGUAGCUGAUGAAUUGCCAUGGUUACUGCAGCAGCAGGAAGAUCAAAGUAAACUCCAGAUGAGUCUACUUAACCUGUUUGUGUCCCAGAACCUGUACAAGAGGGGUCAUUUCUCUGAGCUGCUGACAUACUGGCAAUUUGUUGGUAAGGAUAAAUGCUCGAUGGCAACAGAGUAUUUCGACUCAUUGAAGGAGUUUGAGAAGACCUGUGAGAGUGAACAGAGCAUGAGCCAACUGGCCAACCUGUACGAGACACUGGGUUGCUUCCUUAAAGACCUGGGACUGCUCAGCCAGGCGGUGGCCCCCUUGCAGCGCUCCUUGGAGAUCCGUGAGACGGCUUUGGAUCCGGACCACCCAAGUGUGGCUCAGUCCCUGCACCAGCUUGCGGGGGUUUACGUUCAUUGGAGGAAAUUUGGAAACGCAGAGCAGUUGUACAAACAAGCUAUGGAGAUUUGUGAAAACGCUUAUGGCCCUGAACACAGCACUGUCGCUAGAGAACUAGACUCACUCUCGCUCCUCUACCAGAAACAAAACAAAUAUGAGCAGGCUGAGAAGUUGAGAAAGAGAUCAGUCAAGAUUAGACAGAAGACAGCACGACAGAAAGGCCACAUGUAUGAUUUCGCUCUCUUGAAGCGGCGGGCACUGCAGUUAGAGGAACUUACUCUUGGCAAAGACUCGGCAGAUUGUGCCAAGACUCUAAAUGAGCUUGGAGUGCUUUAUUACCUGCAGAACAACCUGGAUGCUGCAAAAAUGUUCUUGACCCGAUCCCUGGAGAUGCGCCAGCGUGUGCUAGGGCCGGAUCACACUGACUGUGCCCAGUCUCUGAACAACCUAGCUGCGCUCCACAGCGAGAGGAAAGAGUAUGAGAGUGCCGAGGAGCUGUAUGAAAGAACGCUUGACAUCCGCAAACGAGCACUUGCCCCAGAUCAUCCCUCUCUCGCCUAUACCCUCAAACACUUGGCCAUGCUUUACAAACGCAGGGGGAAGCUGGAAAAGGCAGUGCCAUGA
This is a messenger RNA of Sinocyclocheilus grahami, 3255 nucleotides long. Its product is annotated as nephrocystin-3. Gene Ontology annotation, cellular component: ciliary base; ciliary inversin compartment. The record is from RefSeq and is a predicted model, not a curated record. Gene Ontology annotation, molecular function: protein binding. NCBI's taxonomy places the organism in Eukaryota, Metazoa, Chordata, Actinopteri, Cypriniformes, Cyprinidae. The transcript has 25 exons. Bases 1 to 3255 code for a protein of 1084 amino acids. Gene Ontology annotation, biological process: kidney development; convergent extension; determination of left/right symmetry.